This is a messenger RNA of Porites evermanni, 16445 nucleotides long. The record is from the annotation of a GenBank genome assembly. NCBI's taxonomy places the organism in Eukaryota, Metazoa, Cnidaria, Anthozoa, Scleractinia, Poritidae.
AUGGGGGGACAGCACUCUCAGUUCACAGAAGAAGAACUCAAAGAUUAUCAGGUAAAGACGCUAUCUUUAUAGUUUAUUCGAUAUGAUUUCUUCUUAUUCUUCAUUGUACUUUUUUGAAGUAUUUGAAGAAGGUGUUAGGGUUGGUAGUAACAGUAGUGUUUACCUCGUUGCAGGAACUGACGUAUUUCACACAGAAGGAAAUCUUACAGUGAGUGUAUCUUCUCCCCUAAUACCGUAAUUUUUGCUCCAUUGGCAGUGAAGCCCUAACUGUUAACCGUAUAAUUAACUAAGAUGGCUUAGCUGAAUUGCUGAAUCAAGUAGUACUGAACCACCAACCGCAAUGCUCUUGUGUAUAACGGCCCUGUAUUUAUACUUAGGCUUUUAUUACAGCAGUCUAUACGGUCACCGAAAUUGUGAAAAGUUGACCUGUAUGUUACGGUCACCCGUGUAGAUAUAUAUAAGUGAGCCGUGAUGUUUUUAUUGUCAUUAAAAUGAUAAAAGCUUUACAAUAUUAAAAGAAAUAUCCUCAAUAAGCACGGUUUACGAAAAAACUAUAUACAGUAUGACCGGUAUGUUGCCCAGUAUGCGUACACUUAAGUUUAACAUGUACAUUACAAUGACUUUACUUUGUUAGUCGCAAGAGCUCUGAAAUUUGGCCCAGAGAAAAUUUACUUACUCCUCAAUAUGACAAAAGACAGUUUAACUUUUUUGCUUUUGUUUCCAUUGCGAAAUAAAUAUUUUUGCAGAGCUCCUGUAUUGCCCAGUAUCCGGACACAACAAUAACAACGUUAUUGUACAUGAAUUUCGACAGGCAAGCGACUUAUAAGCUUCUCUUGCACUUGCUAAGUAGUCUGGCAAUCGAUUUCAAACAUACAACCUGGCAUCGUGAAAUAAAACAUAACAGAUGACUGGGGUAUGGUGGAGAAUGCAAGCGGCUGUUAAAUGGUAUAUUAUUAUUACUCCCUUGUCUAGGAACUUUUUCACUGAUUUAAGGAAGGCCUCCAUGGACAUACCAAAGCCGCCAUUUGCAAGCUCAAUUAGCCAAUCUGCAAAUGACUUUUUUUCUUCAUUCCUCAAUCCGAUGGUCAAAGGUCACCAUCCUAUUUAGUCUUACCUGCAGUGUUGAUUUCUUCAUGCUCAGUCCCCACAGUAAGCCUGCUUUUCUAGCUCUAAUUCCUCCUUUUUUCACAUCUCUUAAUUCCUUUGUGACAUUUUUCAGACCGUUGCAACCCCCCAUUCUAGCAGUCACAACUGGGGAAAGUAUGAAAUUUCCAGGUUCAACUCUGACGCUUUUGGUUAUAUACAGAAAAUGCUGCAUGCAGUCACGCUAAACAAGCCGUGCACACGAAAUCAAGUCGCCUCUGAAUGAGUGAAGAAAAUUUCCAUACAUUUACAUUUUACGACUAUAUCAUAUAUCCCAAGCGUUAAUUAUAGUUAUAGAUAUGAAAUAAAUCUUAUCCGCAUAAUGUACACAGCUAAUUCGAUUCUGUACAGCAAGGACAAAACUGUGUUGUGUGAUACUGGACACCUGAUAUCAAUACUUAGUGAAUGUUUCUGGCCUCCAUUAUUCCAAACAAAUCAAAUUUUAAGAAGAAUUAAUAAACUUUCUGAGAACCUGACUUCUUUAAGUAUCUUCACUUUAAAUAUACAACAGUUUUCUUGAAAAUAUCACAUAUUACCUACCCUAUUCUGAGCAGCACUAAUUUUAAUGUGCAGUAAACAGUGUAAAUAUUAGCCAUGAAAAGUUUACUCACCUAAACAGAACGUCGUCUUCUGGGACUGUUUCGCAAGCUUUAAACUUGCCAAAACUUUCAUCUUAGAGCUGAAAUGUUCAGCUUUCAUUUGAAAUACGUUGUUUACCGAGAACUAAAAAGGGCGCCUCAAAAAUUGAGUUUUUGUUUUAAGCGUCUAGAUACUGGUACUGUCCGGAUACUGGAAAACAUACUGUAACCAACUAAUAAAAAUACUGUCCUUUAAAACUGCAUGUACUUUAAAAAUCAUACUAAAACUGAAUUGCUGAAUCAAGUCGUACAGGCAUAUUUUACAGAUGCAGUCACCCUUUAGACUAACGGAAUUCAAUGUCAUUAUUUUACUGGUAAAUAACGGUCACCAAAUUCGGCCGGGCAUGAACAAUCUAUGAAAUCGAUGAUCGGAAAAUCAAUGGAUCAAAUUAUUGAUAUAACAAUCGAUUAAUUUCUGUUAAUUGAUAUCGAUUGGCAUCGGCCAGUUAAUGACCAAUAGAUAAUCACACAAAAGUAGUCACGAAUUUCUUCUAUUGCCAUGCGAUUGGCAUACAAACUAAAUCUUCAGUUAUGCAAGUGUCAGUCACGUGGAACAUGUAGGAGAAUAAACACGCUUCUUUCAGCAGAUGUUUACGCAAUCAUUGCUGGUUGUGAAGCUGCUCGGUAAGUGACCGGCUCUAGUUACGACCACGUAGCUUUGUGAAACCUGCUUUGUUCUGUGACUUAAACUUUGUGACGGAAAGCUCUAGUAAGCAACCGCUCCUCUUAGCAGCUGCGAUCACUUUUGGGAUUGCCCAACUGGGCUUUUCCUUCCUUUUUUAAGCUCUUGUAAUCAACCACUCAGAAUCUUAAUUAUUCAAUUCAACAUAUUAAAGAAACUGCACACUAUGGUAACGGUCUAAAAACUGGAUGUAAAGUUUAGCCGUGUCUAUAUCAGAUAUGAAGACACUGAUAUAAUAUAAGCAUUAAUUUAUUUUGACAAAUAAAGAAAGAUGGUAAAUGGUGAUGUGAUCAACAUGUCACAAGCACAGGACAAAGAAAAAGUCUGAGUCCCUGACAGAAAUUGAACCUAUUGUAAUGGUGUGACUGCAUGCGUGACAUGCCUAGUGACGCUAAUAGUAUGCAUAUUAGGUGUUGUUAUUUUAGGACGUGCUAGGUUGUAUCAGAACAUAGGAAGUAACGGACGUGUGGAGUAGCUUUACGAAUUGAUUGUGAAACAUAUAUGAUGUAAACUCUACGUUAAAUUGGCGACGAGGAUGCUCCAAGUUCGAAUUGAGAACGACUAAGGAGGUACGGCAUUAUGUAAACUAUGUUGUAACGUGCAGCACGCCCAAAGCUGUCACCAGAGACCAGGUAAAGGACGCCACUGAGGAAGAUCCAGCACUUCAAGCACUAAAGAAGUACAUCAACCAAGGCUGGAUAGACACAAAUGAUACAAGGACACACGAAUUUCGGCAAGUUUUCCAUGAACUAACAAUAGUAGACGGGAUUGUCUUGAGAGGGGAUCGGAUCAUUGUGCCCGCAAAACUCAGACAUAGAAUGGUGGAAAUUGCGCACGAGGGUCAUCAUGGCCAGGUGCGAACAAAACAGCUUUUGAGAGCACAUGUAUGGUUCCCCGGAAUGGACUCACAAUGUGACAAGUUCGUAUCCACUUGCAUCGCCUGCCAAUCUAACACGCCGCAAACCCAUCGCGAGCCACUUCGGAUGACAGACCUACCGGAAGGACCGUGGGAGAAGGUGAGCGUGGAUUUUUGCGGACCAAUGGCAAGUGGUGACCUCGCCCUCGUAUUCUACUGUCAAUAUUCCAGAUACCCAGUGGUUGAAUUCGUGGGGUCCACGAGCGAGAAAGCAACAAUACUGACAUUCAAGAGGGUGUUCGACACAUAUGGUGUGCCAAAAGAAAUCAAAUCAACCAUAAAUUCGAAGAAUACGCAAAAGAGGAGGGGUUUAAGCACCGAAAAGUGACACCCGGAUGGGCAGAAGCCAACGGUGAUGUAGAAAGGUUUAUGUAGAGAAUAAAGAAGACCGUUCGGAUCGCCUCUUUGGAAGGCAAACCCGUGAGGGAUGAAGUGAACCGGGGAAUCAGGGCAUACAGAGCAACUGGGCAUGCGACAACUGGAGUCAGCCUGAACAAGCUCAUGUUCGGAAGGGAAUUGCGUGGAAAGUUCCCUGAAGUCAAGGGACAGCCUAAAUAUAGGGAUGACAUGAUGAUUCGCUGUCGGGACUGUGAACGAAAACAGAAGAUGAAGCAAUAUGCUGAUAAAAGAAGACACACAGCUGUGAUGAAAAUUGAAGUCGGGGACACAGUGUUGUGCAAGUAGGAAUGUAAAAACAGCCUGACACCUCUGUAUGACCCGAAGCCUUUGGUAGUCAUUGGUGUCAAGGGAAGCAUGGUCACUGCCAAGAACAGUGUGAGAAUUCGCACCAGGAAUUAUGCCGAUUGGAAAUUGCUCAAAAGUGGUUGUAAGAAAUCACCGCGGGGUGAUGAUUCUGACAGCGACGAUGCAUUUGAACCGGAUGAAGUUAUAAUUGAAGGUCCAGAGCAAUCCUUAGCAGGGCCAAGUGGAGAUGCAUUGCCAGCGGACAGAUCCAGUGAAUCAAGGCAACGUCAUGAGCAGCCAAGAGCAAACAGCGACACAGCCGAGUACGAGAGUGGGCAGAGAUCUCGGCAGCCCGGAUCAGACCGUAACACAGAGCGAAGACAUGCGCCCUUGGACAGGCCCAGGAGGAAAACAAGAUCCACAAAGGACACUAAAUAUAAGGACUUUAUUUGCGAAUAGCGAGCAUUUGCUUGUCUAAUACAUUAGAGCCUGUAAAGGACACAAGGGCUUACUUGUUAUUAGCAACAUUUAAUUUAUUUUGUUUAUUUAUUUAUUUUUGUUUGUUGUUUUCGUUCGCACCGUUGCGUCCCAUCCACGAGAUGGGGGGAGAGAUGUAAUGUCGUGACCGCAUGCGUGACACGCCUAGUGAAGCUAAUAGUAUGCAUAUUAGGUGUUGUUAUUUUAGGACGUGCUAGGUUGUAUCAGAACGUAGGAAGUAACGGACGCGUGGAGUAGCUUUACGAAUUGAUUGUGAAACAUAUACGAUGCAAGCUCGACAUUAAACCUAUGACCUUCUGUACACUGGUCAGAUACUCUAACUAUUGAGCUAUGAAGGACUCGUGGUGAGCUGCACCAUAUACAAGGUUCAUGUAUUGCAUGCGUCCUGGAUGCUUACUGCUAGGAUUAGCAAUGUUGAAAUCAUCAUGUAUGUGAUAAAGAAAAAUGGUAAAUGUUAAGCGAAGAAAUGAGAAGUGAUGUGAUAUAAACAUGUUAUGAGCACGGCACAAAGAAAAAUGAGUUUCUUUAGCAAAGGACUGGAACAAGUUACGUAAUGAAUUUACGGGCUGAUGGCCUAACUUUACUAGGACCAUUUAAAAGAAAGACAUUUAAGUAUUUGCAAGAACAAGACAAAACACAGCAAAAAAUUAAUGUAGAUUGUAGCUUAAUUCCUUUUAUUUUUUUCUACACCUUUUUUAUUGUAAUCAUUAGUCUUGAACAUAGGAUAAGAGCGCUAUAGAAAUAAAUAAAGUUAUUAUUAUUCCGCUAUUUUACUAUGUAUGGUGUACUAUUGUUUUUUUUUAAUCUUGAAAUAUUUUAUUACUGGACAUAGGUUUAUACCAGCUGUUUUUUUAUACUCAUCUGACCUGUUUUUUGCAGUUUAAAUAAAGUAUUUAUUAUUUUUAAGCUCUCGUAAGCAACCACCCUCUGUUGUUUGCGAUCGCUUGCAAGAGCUCAUUCUUGUAAGCGACCAGCUCUAGCAACCACUUUUUCGAAAUUCCUGAGGUGGUCGCUUGCAAGAGCUUUGACUGUAACUAUUUUUAGAGAAUCAUGACAAUCAUUCAACAGAUCAUUAAAUUGUAGCAGCAUGUACCAGGGUAACUGGGUUUCACUUAAAUACAAAUAUUAUACUAAAUACAACCACAACAGACAAAUUUGUUUCAUCCUCUUAAAAAUCCAGGAAAUACUAGACCUGGGACAAGCCACAAACAAAAGUCAUGUAUCUCAUCCGUAGGGGGUCAGAUAAAAAAAUAAUGCAAUGAUCAUUGGAGAGACCCUGUUAGGGGAUAAUUUUGACAAGUGACCUGAAACAGUGAUGAAGUUCAGAUGACAUGGCAAUGCCGUGACAAAUAACACAAAGAUGAGUUGUAGUUAGGAGAGCUAUAAACGGUCAGGUUGCCAGCUACUGUCAUUGGAAUAGCACCCCCUUUCUGUUAUCAUUUGAUACAUUUGGUCAAAAACCUUGUAUCUAGUGUUGCUGUUUGUUGUAGUAAUUCCGUGAUAACCUUUUUAUUUUUUUGUAGUUGUCAUAAAAGGUUUUCGCAGCUUGACCCUGAGGCUGUGAGGGCCAACAAGAAUGCAAAACUUCCUUCAAGGAAGAUCAUGACCUUGCCAGAACUAAGGGUAUGUACAUUUGUUUGAAUGCACAAAUUAUGAUAAAGUGGGUCAGAUGUUCAUUCUUGUUACUCAGAGCCUUUUUAUCUUUUUACUUGUUAUCCAAUCAUUUUGUUAAUAAUAAUAAUAAAAUAUUUAUUAAUAUGUAUUGCACAAAUAUCAAUCUAGACGAAAUUUUCAUUUAUGCUUACGUAAAUCCUACUUACAAACCCUACUAUAAAAAAAAUCAAUGUUUAUAAAAAUUAAAAUACAUUCCUAGUACAUAUCCUACGUCUAGAAAUUCUUAAAAUAUUGACUAAUUAUUCCUUAAAAUCCUAUUUACAAAUUCUAGUUAGUUAUUUUUUAUUAAAUGAUAACAGAAAUAAAUGGCUAGGAAAUGCCUUCUUAAAUAAAUGUGUUUUUAGCACCUUUUUUACCUGUUACUGAAGAUAAAUUUUCUAAUAAAAAGGGGAAGAAAGUUGUUUAGAACAAACGCCACUCAACUGGCUUGAGAGUUACCAGCACUGUACAAACAUCUUGUUGACAGACUCAAGUAAAACUGACAACUGUACAUUGUAGAUCAAUGGAUAACUGAUAUUAUAACUAAUAACAGAUGAUAACAUCCUGGCUAAACUGACAAAUGGUGACUUAUUUGACCAAUCAGGUCAAUAACCAGAGAGUUGAAAACCAUCUACUGAUGGGAUACAACUCACUUUGACUCUGAAGACUACCCCUCUGGUUGUCAAAAUGUCAGUCAUUGUCAACAACAGACCUCUUCAGGACUACACUCACCUGGACAAUCAUAACCCAACCUCUCAUGAACUGACUCCUAGGUUCUAACCUAACGCAAACAGGAUAUUCCUAAAAAUAUCUAAUAAUUAAUGUUAUAGGAUUGAAUGAUUGAUCAAUCUUUGGGGGUGCUGUAAAUUAUUUUGCAUCCUUGCAUCCAGGUUGGGAAUUUUUAUCCUUCAGGACCAAAGGACCCAGGGAUAACAAUAUUACUAAUUAUCAUGUGUGUAUUUGAAGUCUGACAUCAAUGUCUCUUUUUCAGGUAAAUCCUUUUAAAGACAGGAUUUGCAAGGUGUUUUCAUCAUCCAAAGAUGGAGAACUCACCUUUGAAGACUUCUUGGAUAUGAUGUCUGUUUUUAGUGAAAAUGUGAGUUGCUUAUAAACUGACAUAGGUGGUUAAUGUUACAUUGUUCAGUUUAUUUACAAAAACCUGCAGUACUGUGUCAAAUUUGUUGUCUUUCACAAUUUUGGUUGAAAACACAAUUAACUUGCAAACAGUCAGUUUUUUAAUUUAAUAUAUAGCUGUUGUACAUGUACUUUAAUUGAAUCUGAAAUGACUGAAAGAAAAAUGUUUAAGAAACUUUAGAUAUACACAUGUACCUUUGAUUUUUUAUUCUUUUGGCCUAAAGCACAUUGGUUUGUCAUUAUUGCAUUUUUCUGUUAAUAAAAUUAUACCAAGGAUAAAAAAUAUUCAUUUUGUGGUUGACAAAAUUAGUAUCAUUAGUAUCGUAUUAAUUAUUAAUACGAUACUAAUUGAAAAAACAACUGAAUUUUGGUUUGGUUUGAGGACUCAUUGGGUUUUGAACUGGGACUCACUGAUUCUGGACUGCAUCAAACUCACUCUUUUAUUACUUCAGGCCCCAAAGAGUGUAAAGGUGGAAUAUGCAUUUAGAAUUUACGGUAAGUUUCCAAGUGUUUAUUAUUAUUUGGCACAGAGAGGAUGUUGAAUGGCCACUGAUCAUGAUGAUAGUCAUAACUGCAUUUAUGUUACUGAAGGUGGAUGUGUUACUUGAUGGCAGGGAGGAACCCAAUCCCUUGUUUUGUUGAAUAUUCACCAUGACCAGAAUAUUGGCACUGAUUAUUUUUGCUGGAAAAUGCCCACAAUACCUGUUGCUCUGUCUAAAGAAUGACUGGGUGAGACUGAGUAGAAUCUGAAGAAAGAAUUAACAGUAAUAAUUUAUUUUUGUUUUUCCACACAACAUGGGCGUACACCUCUGCCUUCAAGUUCUGAAUGAUGUUAUUUUUGAACUUGUAACAACUCUCUUUGGCAGCUUAUUUGAGAUGAUUGGGAGCCCCCUUUCACAAGGAGGCUGGGUACAACCCUAUGAUGAGAAUGAUAUUGGUAGGGGUUUUUUUGCACUUUGUUGGGCAGUUUAUCAAGGAGAGAGGGUCAAUGCUUUUAAUGUAACGUACACUAUCUGUUUCUGAUAGAUGAUAAUUAUGUAGUCAUCAACAGCAUCGCUCACCAAAAAUUUUGGUUCCAUAGAUUUCAAUGAGGAUGACUAUAUCUGUGAAAAUGAUUUAAAACGAGUAAUUGUAAGAUUGUGUGGAGAGCAAAGACUUUCAGAGGACAAUGUGAAUGCUUUGAUUCAAAAGGUAACCGUAUACAGGAUUACCCAUUUUUGUUUUAUCAAGUUUGUUUUUGAAGCUUAUAAAUGCAUACAAUGUAGAUUGUUCACAGUCCCCUAUUUUCCGUAAGAUCAUUGCAAUUGAAUACUUUGCAUUACUGGCAGCCAUCUUGGAUGAGUGUCAAAUCUACUUAGGGGCUUGGGGACAGUUUGGGAGGAAGCCUUCCUCUCCCCACCACUUUAGACCCUAAUGCCUGCCCCCUUGGUACACACCAAGAUGGCUGUCGUACCAGUAAGCGCUCUAUCCUGGACUUCUGACGAUCUUAUGAAAAAGUAGCAGGGGGGGAUCUAGGGGAAGAGUGCAGGGGGUGUGCACCCCCCCCCCCCCCCGGAAGUGCCCUUGGGUUUUUAAAAAAAUCAAGUUUUGUAAAAAAAAAAAAAAAUGGUGAUUUUGUUUGUAAAAAAAGAAAAAAAAAAAGGGACAACCCCCAUAAAAAAAACAGGAGGGGAUUCCUUUGGGGUGGUUUUUCAAUAAUAAAUUAUUUAAGCAUAAAGUCCAAAUUACUUAGGGGGGUUGGGGCAGUUUGGGAGGGAGCCCUCCCCCCCCCCCCACCUUAGACCCCAAUGCCCGCCCCCUUGGUACACCCCAAGAUGGCUGUCGUACCAAGAAGCGCUCUUUCCUGGGCUUUUGGAGAUCUUUUGAAAAAGGAGGAGGGGGGGGUUUAGGGGGAGGGUGCGGGGGGGGUGCCCCCCCCCCCCCCCCUGAGAUGACCUGUGGUUUUCUAAUACAACUAGUGUUCUGAAAAAAAAAACUAUGUGGUUUAUUGGUGUUGAAGUAGAGCAAGAGAUGAGUGCACCCCCUCCUAAAAAAGAUCCUGGAUCAGCUCCUGAGUAGGGAUUACUUCAAUAAUAUUUAGCUGAAGUGAAAUAAAGUGUAGUGAUAAAAUGGAACUUUAUCAAUUGGAUGCUCACAGCUUACUUGUAUUGGUAUAUUUUAUUUCCCAUUUCUAAUUUCAUUCAUAUAAUAGUACAGUAGCUGUGUUCUGCAAUCCAAUAAUUUAAUGAUCAGGGUCGUGGUUGCUGCCCUAAUGUCUCCCUCUGUUGAGGCCUGUGCCUUUCAAUCCCAGAGGUGACACAAUGCGCGGGUUGAAUGUGCUGAUAUUGUUGCUCCGAGAAGGUUUUUCCCUGGGUAAUCUGGUUUUUCAUCCUCCUAAAAACAAUUUUGUCCAAUUCUAAUGAAAUCCAGAAUGGUAGACAAAGAACCAAUUUGUGGAUUUGCCAUUUCUAGAAGUUGUCUUACAUCACAUUACCGUAUUUACCCGUGUUUAAUGCUCACUGUUUUUCCAUGAAAUCGACCUUCAAAUGUACAAUUCUUAUUAUACGCGGAUUCCAUUGUUUGGUCAAGAAAACAAAAGAAGACGAAAGCUUUGCAGUAACUGGUGUUUAAUAAACUCAGUAAAAAUAGUGCAUGAUUUUAUUGUUCAAAGGAAAACUGUGAAUCUAGCAUAUUUUAUAAAGCGCUAUAUUAUCGUGGCUUCAUGGGCAGGUUGGCAUUUGUUUCAAAGACUGGUAUUCCAGGGACUGGCUCAAGUUCCAGUUCUAUGUUCUUGGGCUUCUUUCCUUCAAUACUAUUGUGAUAUCCAUAGAGGAAAUAAACAAACAUUCCUGCAAGGAAACAAAGGAAAAAUUGGAAACACAGUGAGAAAGACUAUAGUUGAAUAUUGCUUCUAAAGUUAAUGAUAAAAACAUGAAAGUUAUUUCCAGCUGUCGAGUCUAAUGACAAAACCCCGCAACAAAGUGACCUUCGAGUAAAAAUUCUCUUCUUCAGUUAGUAUUGAGUUACUUCGUUUUAAACUUCGUUUUUAAUAUUUUACGACGUAAAAUGUUGGGGUUUCCCGUACUCUUUGGCCUGGCCACUUUUUGUGUUGUAUGAUAGGAGCUGAACCUAAUGGCUUUUUAUUCCAAACCUUUACAUGUUUUUUGUCAAUUUUCCUAGUCCUACACCAAUCUUCCACCUCCUGGAUUGCCAUCUCUCCUCUCCGCUGCAAUAUUCGUUCAUCUCAGUGUGAGGUUUCUGGAACCUCUUUUUAAUAAAUUGUUCUUCUAAAAUGAAAACUGUUCAUACGUAUUUUGAAAUGUGACUGAAAUGAUUUAUGCAUGCAAAGUGCAGAUCUUUGCUGCAACUUGUUUCUCAAUUGUUUUUUCCGCCUGACUGGGUCAAUUGUAAAAUAUCUUUCAUUUAUUUUCGUCAAACAGUGUUUUUAAAAAAUUAGCAUUAGAGCUGAUUGUUUUGAUUGAUAAGAGUAACCUUUACGCUAUUUAUAUGACUUCGACAGGCUAAAUUGACGCUUGUGGUUUAUAAAAGCAUUCAAAUUGUUUUCUUUCCAUUGUAAACACUAUUCUUGACCUGGUGGCGUCUCAAGGUCUCCAUUUUAAUGCAUCAUUGAUUUGUUCUGGAAGCGUAUUGUUACGCGUCUGUGAAGUUUGUAUUUAUCUUUUUCUUUUCCUUGCCUUGUGUUUAUGUCAAAAUUUCUGGGUGUGACUGGAAAUUUGGGCGGCCGGCCGGCAAGCAUCAAAGAAAUGUUUUGCCAAGGAUUUAUACUAAAUUGCUGCACUCAAACUUUGGAAAAACCUGCCAGUAAAUAUUAAAACAACGAUUUCCUUAGAUUCUUUUAAAAGCCAUCUCUUUCAGGACACAUUCUUAUAGCAUAUUUCUAUAGCAUUAUAGCAUUUCGAAUUUUUUUUGGUCUAUUGAUUGUAAUCUUAGGCCAUGAUAGAUUUUUAUUUCUGUAAACGCAUUGAGGCAAUGCAUAAUGCGUUCCAAAAACUGUAAUUAUUUAUCAUUAUUAUUUUUAGCUAAUAACCUAGUACCAGCUGUCGAGGCUUGCAUUGAGUUAAAUAUGCACUUUAGCAGAGAAAGAAGAAAUAAGAAUGAUCAAAGGGAAUAAAUCAUUUGUUGCAUAGUAGAUUGAUGUAUCAUGUAUAGUUUAGAUAUCUUACCAACUGUUACCCAAAGAGCGAACCGCACGUAAGUGAAUGGGCGAAGAAGUGUUAAGAGUAGCAUAUUUAUGAAUAUGCUGAUGGCAGGAAGAAGCGGUACCCAAGGAACCAUGAACGGAAAAGACGCGCCAUUUUGCGGCUGCAGCCCUAAAACAACCAGACAUGCUACGGUAACAAUGGCGUACAGUGACACUGCAAACAAUGUCAUGGUGUUCAUAUUGUCGCUGCUGAUCAUCCAGGUUUUCAGCGAAACGCAAAGAGCGAACAUGGACAGCAGCAUGAUCGUGACCGUGACGUUCGCAAUAGUGCUGGUGUAUUCAGUGGGAUGAGCGUGACAUGUUGUCGUCACGCUAUCAUUUUCGCGGGAAAGUUUCUCAUAGCUAUGACCUGCUCCUUUCGUAGGCUUUGAAAAGAAUUUUCUGAGCCAUGAUUGCGUUCGUUGUUUGCUUUGUUCUUCAUUAAGUACAGAGUCUAAGGAGGGUCGAUAGCGUGUGAGUAUCACUGAUAUUGACACCAUGGUAUAAGUUGUAAUGGUCGUGAUGGAUACCAUUUCCACCAGUUGGCUCAUGUCGAACAGGAACGCCAAGAUUGCGCUCAACGCUCCGCUAACCACCACGGCACGUAACGGCGUCCUCUUUUCCUUGUCGAUCGUGGUGAAACAGCUGAAUAGAAGACCAUCAUAGGCCAAGGCGUAAAUAAGACGAGGAGCUGCAAAGCAAGCAGCCAAUAAACUGCUCAGCAUUGAACACAGGGCCCCAACUGACACGAUGUACUUUGAAGCUUUAAAACCCCGCACUGCGAAAGCCUCAGCAAUGGGUGCGAGGUCUUUGAGUUCGUAAUAUGGAACCAUCAUUGUCAAUACUACUAUUACACCUAUAUAGGCCAGCAAGCUUAUUCCUAAUGAUAGUAGAAUCGCUAGUGAGACUGAUACUGUUGGGUUAAUGGCCUCUUCGCUAGCACUGGGUAUAGUAUCGAAUCCUGUAAAGCAAUAGAAGCAUUUUGAAGCAGCUGUAAGUAUGCCUGUCCAUCCGUAGGGUGCAAACUUCUCUAAACUCGACCAGUUACUCGCAUCAGAGUAGUAUGCACCGGCGAAAAUGAUAAACAAGACUACUAGUAGAUUGCACAAAACGGUAAUAUCCACUGCUAGCUUGGUCUCUUUCACGCCAAGGCAAACUAUGAUGGUUACAACGAAAACCAAACCGAAGGCCAGCAGAUCGGGAUAAUGUGCUAAGACUGGUUCAUUCCAGACGCCGAAUUCUUCCUUAAAGAAGUUGUAGACCGAACCAUUGAAUAAAAAGUUGAUGUACUGGCUGCACGCAGAUGCUAGAGAUGCAGCGGACAAAACAAACUCCGUGAUCAUGCACCAGCCCGUUAUAAACGCCCAGAUUUCACCAAUGGCUACAUAAGUGUAGAUGUAGCCUGAUCCAGCUCGGUUCACCCUCGAUGCGAACUCAGCAUAACAAAGACCAGCCAGUAGAGAUGCUACAGCGGCUAUGACAAACGACAGAACGAUCGCUGGACCUGCCACGGAAUGCGCAACUUGGCCUAUGACAACAUACAGCCCUGCGUCUACCAAAGAACCGAUUCCUAGCGCUGUCAGGUCGAAUAGAGUCAUACAUCUCUUCAAAGGAGUGUCUGAUGGAACAAAGUCGUCCGUCUUCUGCCUUGUAAGACUUACUACCAAUUUACUGCCCAACAUUUCCGUUUCUGUUGUGUGCAAGGUGUGUUAAACCGGCAUCAGAGUCUUCUGCUCUGCGACAUCAGUGGAUGUUCACAUUGCUCAAGCACAAACAAUCCGCUCCUAGUUAUUUAAGAAAGUUUUAAUUACCGGUGAUUUAAAUAUUCAACUUUUUAUGUUCAUUAAUCCAUAAACAGUCGGCAUUAGACCGUGAAAUGGUAACAAAGUUUAGAUGAUAUAUACUGCCUGUUUUUACACCGAAGGACAGUGGUCGCUCGCAUGUUUGAUAUAUUCUGUCUUUCUUUUUUUAGAGGCUUUGAAAGUUACUUUGUAAACUGCUCUUUUUUUCGCCUUAAAGCUGUGCUCCGUCAAGUAGAAAAACUGUUGGCGUCCUAUCCGGACAAUAGGAAGUUUCUGGUUUUUAAAAGUGUUUUUAAAUGACUCAUUGUGUGAUUCUUAUGCAGCAUGAUGUAAGAGGUUCAGUUUAGUGGCAACUGUUUUUUCAGUGGACCAAUGUUAUGUGGAGUAUGAUUUUCUCUUGUUUUGGUCCGUUUCUUGCCAUCUACGGUUUUCGAUUAUUUUAAACAAAUUUUUCCACUCAAUUUUCCUGUUCAAGUUUUUGUUACUGCAACGGCCCAUGAAGCGUGACAGAGAACUCGAGGGGCGUACACAGCAUGCUACAAUAGCAUCGCACAAAGGUCUGUUUUCGCGUCCUCUAUUUUUUGUCUCUUGAUAAAAGCAAUAUAUUCUUUUUUCAUUGAUGCAUGGAGUGGUAUUUUAAUGAGCGUACCUAAAAACAAAAAAAAAUAAAAUAUAGUCAUGUUUUAUGUUUGUGUACAGCUCAAUGCCUGGGAUACCUCACGAACGCUUUACAUCCAAAUGCUAUCAAGCAGAAUUUUACGCGCCAAUGUGUAAAAGAAAGGAAGACAGAAUUUUGAAGCAAUUUAAAAGGAAUAUUUUAUUUCUAUAAGGUUUAAUAGUAAAUGAGUUAUGUCAUGAGUAAAUUAAAGAAAGUUGAGAGCUUGCCAAGAAAGUACUAAAAAAAAGAUACUUGCGUAAAACUUGUUCACUUGCUCUUAAGUCUAGUGUACUCACUGGGUGAAAGCAGUGAAGUUUUGAAUAUGUUUCUCACCAAGUUCGUUUUGAUUGAAAGUAAUACCGUAAAACUAUCAACUAACGGAACAAAAUUGACUGGUCUGUGAGCGGCAAAGAUCCCACUAGCAUUGCUUCCUGCAGUUGUGAAUUUAAAAUAUGAGGUUUGCGUCUGAGUAGUCACCGGAACGUUCGAGAAACCGACGCUUAUCUACCGUUCAAAUUAUUUAGCUAAAAAAGGAUUGUUGCUGACCAGCAUCAAGAUUUUGUGUCGUUGAGGAGGUAGAACACAAGUCAUAUAUUUGGUAUGAUCAUCUGAGUUUUGUGUUGAAAAGUGUUCAAGCUCUACUGCUUUUCCUCCGUAGAUUCUUUUGACAAGGGACUAGGGCUUGCUAGAACGUCAGCUUGAAAAACCCUAUUCGACCAUCUUUGCUGAAAUGUUGGCGAAAGUCAACUCUGAAGUUCCACAAUUUUAUUGAACUUGUAUCACUGUUUUGGUGUUUAUUUAUUAUAUUGUAUUGUAGUGUCUUUGUGGUUGUUUAGUCCAUCUAUAGAAAAACCUUGUAUUUGUAACAUGUCCUUAGUUACGCUAGUCUGCUACACAGCCGUUUUUAGUGUCGUCACGCAAAGCUCCUCCCCACAAACCUGGGGAGGAGCAUUGCGUGACGACACUAAAAACGGCUGUGUAGCAGACUAUAGUUACGCCCGCCUCGAUUAGUUCAAAAACUAUUUGCGGGUGCGUGGGAAAGUAAUGUACGUAGUUAUAUAUUUAAUUUCUAUGAAUUUGUUGUUGUUGUUAAUAUCCAUGCGCAAGGGAUACGCACGUAUGAAGAGAAAUUUUCGUGAAAACAUUGGACAGAUUGGAGCGAAAAUUUAUGCACUGUUGCGUUUUAUAGUAUUAGGGACAAAUAUGAUCAAGUUGCUCCUUUAGUAAAACUAAGGAGCUCGUGGCAUUUUUUAACAGCAGCGAAAAUGCCGCUGCAAUUUUACAAAUUUUCAAGAUAUUCUAAUAUUCUUAAGUUGGCAAUUGCUUUUAUGUCGGAACGUGCUGAAGCAACCCUAUCACCAAUGCCGCGACUAUUUUAGUGGUUAACAAGGGCGGUGUGUAGUACAGAUAACACCAAGCUGUGUAAGCAGUUUGAGUUUAAAAGAAACUGGAGCGGCACGUUCAUCUUUCAAUUCUUUUUCAGAUUUAAAUAUAGAGUUUCACUGUUUCUUGAUUUAAUGUAAAACAAGGCAACAUGACACUACUAGGGCCUUAUUAUUGACAUACUAUGUUAUUGACUCAUUUACAUGAGAAUCGUUUAUAUCCAGUUGAAUAAAUGCUUAUUUCCAGUGCCCCUUCCAUUUGUUUAUUAAACCGGCCAGUACUGACUAAUAUAAAGGUCAUAAAGCUAGUCCGCAGGGCGACCCGUUUGUCGCUGGAAAGUAUGACUAGUCACAAGCACGAGAAGCAUAUGGUAGCACAAACACUUCAGCAGUCGCCAUUCUUUCCCAAACAGUACGUUUUAGCUGUGAAUUCAAAGUGGGACAAUUCAGUGCCGCAAUCAGCCUCAUCCCAUCGUUCAAAAGGUGCUGUAUGCGGACGAGAUCAGUCUCUUUGGUUACAAACUUAUUUGGCGGAUACACCCCUAACCCUAACCUACACCCCUUGAUAAUAACUGACACCGGUUGUGAUGGGUAAAGCGCUGGCAGCAUAAUCCUUGGAAAAUUCUUUUAUCUGCCGCUUUAAAGACGUUUUGUUUUCUCUGUCUGUGGACAGACUAUCCUGAAAUACACUACCCUGCCAUCCUAAAGGGUAGAGGCCGUGGAAGGGGUCAAUAUUCCUUGAGCUCUUUCUUUGGCCCGUGGCUCGUAAAAGGUAAUCUUAGCCUUCGAGCAAGCUCUCCAUUUUGGGGGAUAUCAUGAAAAGCGAGAGGAGACGCCAAAGCGGUCGCGGCUCGCUUCGCUUACCCAAACAGAAGAGCUUGCUCGCAGGCUAAGUUAAUCUUUGUUAUGCGUGCUUUAUCACCUAGCUGUGGUUUGUGUAUUUUAAAUGAAUUUAUGACAAUUUGUGUUUCCGUUUUGUUAGAUUUUUGACGAGGCUGAUCUUGACGAUGACAGCCAACUGUCGUUUGCCGAAUUUGAACACGUUAUAUCGAAAGCUCCGGACUUUGUCAAGUAA